AUGCCGCUGUGUUUUGCCUUCGGGUGUACCCAUAUGACUGGCGCGAAUCGAACAUGUAGUUUAUUCAGAUUUCCUACAGAUCCAAAAAAGAGGAAGAAAUGGAUUGAUAGAUGCAGGAGAGCAGAUAGAGAAUCCAAUAAUAAUGAUCGAAUUUGCAGUUGCCACUUUAAAGAUGGGAGAAAAGAGAAUGGGCCGACAAUUUUUGUAUACAGCAAAAAUAAUUGCUUUCCUGACUUUGUCGAGCCAAAAAGAAAGAGUGAAAGAGCUCCAAAGAGAAUUAGAGUCACUAAAACUGAAAAACAAGCCUUUACAAUUUGCAACAUAAUACAGGACGCAGACAAGAUGCUGUUAUAUACUUCAUUUCCCUCAGAAGGUUUCAAUAUACUGGUGUCCUUGUUGGAAAGAAUGGGCCCAUUCCAAUACUAUAAUGGAUGGACGGUACAAGGGAUCAGUACCAGUGACCAGCUCCUUAUGACUCUUAUGAAGUUACGCCUUAAUUUAAGGGAUCUGGAUUUAGCAGAAAGAUUUAACACCAGUAAAAGUACUGUCUCCAACAUAUUGAAUACCUAUGUUACAGCGCUGCAUGAAAUUUUAUUUGAAGGAGUGAUGAAGGCUGUUGGGAUUCCCUCCCAGUUAAAAUGCAAAGGGUCAAUGCCCAAAUCAUUUGAGGAGUUUUCCUCUGCGAGAAUAGCAAUGAAUGCCACUGAAAUCACACAAGAUGUACCAUCAGACAUGAAUAACCAGUCGCUAUCUUACAGCAACUACAAAAGUCGCCAUACAGUAAAAGCUGUCACGUGUGUUGCACCAAAUGGUGCUUUAGUGUAUUGUUCAGAACUUUAUCCUGGAUCCACCUCUGAUGCUGCCAUUGUUGAUCACUGUGGUGUAUUGGAUAUGUUGAAGCCAGGUGAUAUGAUCCUUGCAGAUAAAGGCUUCAACAUAUUUGAUAAGCUUCCACCAGGAGUGACAUUAAACAUACCACCUUUCCUGUCGUCCAAAUGUCAUUUCACAAAGGAAGAAGCACAGCUUUGUUACAUGAUUGGGAGAAGUCGAAUUCAUGUGGAGCGAGCAAAUGAAAGAAUCAAGAAUUUCCGUAUUCUAGAUCAUAUUCCUGCACAAUACAGACAUCUUGCCACCAAAAUUUUCCAACUGUGUGUAGCUCUUGUUAAUUUGCAAGCUCCUCUAUUGAAGGAAAUAGCAGAAAAGUAUGAAAUUUAG
Messenger RNA from Saccostrea echinata, 1215 nucleotides. RefSeq lists its product as uncharacterized. The record is from RefSeq and is a predicted model, not a curated record. NCBI's taxonomy places the organism in Eukaryota, Metazoa, Mollusca, Bivalvia, Ostreida, Ostreidae. The coding region runs from base 1 to 1215 and encodes 404 amino acids. The transcript is spliced from 4 exons.